This is a messenger RNA of Cantharellus anzutake, 576 nucleotides long. RefSeq lists its product as uncharacterized. The coding region runs from base 1 to 576 and encodes 191 amino acids. Lineage: Eukaryota; Fungi; Basidiomycota; Agaricomycetes; Cantharellales; Hydnaceae. The transcript has a single exon. The record is from RefSeq and is a predicted model, not a curated record.
AUGGGAAGGAGAGAGAUCGCUGGAAAAACUUGGGAACCGUUCCGUUGGGCAACUGCUCGAGUAUCUCGAGUACAUCGCUCCAAACCUCAGCAGCGUCAAUCAAAGACGGCUGCUCAGAAACACAUUGAUCGCAUCCUCAGUCUCACUGCCACUGUAGAGUUGCAGAAGAAAAUUCACAAGGAUUUGGGGGGGUGUGGCGGCGCUCUUCAGGAUCCAACUGAUUCUGUUGCUCGUGCGCUGCUGGCGGAUUGGCAGGAGAGGUUUGACCAGAGUGAGCAGAAGUUAGUCCAAUUGGAAAGACGAAUUGCAGACGAGACUGCAGCACUCAAAUCAACACGACCGGUUGAUUUCUCAGAGCUCCAGGAGUUCGGUGCACUGCGGAAUGCGGAUCCCGCCCUUCGCGAAGUCUAUCUCCCACCAGUUAUUCCUCAUAGUAACCGAUACAAGACCAGCCCAUUUGGGAGAACUCUGACUGGCCAGAAGCUUCGGGAGAUGCUCUUCCCUGUUGACUUACUGAUGUGUAGGGUCGUUGGUGUUAUUUGUGUGGGUGGGGCCAGGCGCGUUCUUUGCCAAUGA